CCCUCGCUAUCCCAUGGUGCUGUUCGCGACGUGCACUUUGCCAUUUCGCUGGAGGGGGAGAGACAGAGAGACAGACGGACAGUCUGUGCGAAAACUUCACCAACGAGUCGCUGCGGGCUGCCGCCAAAACGGACAUGUUAGCGCCGAGGCCUUGAAGGCGGGACGCUGCUGAAAACGACGUUCGGCGACCACCUUUCAGUUCGACGCGCGGUAGCGUAGGCCGCCGACCGACAAACAUGGAGGCAGUGAACGCCUUCAACCAGGAGCUCUUCUCAUUGAUGGAGAUGAAGCCUCCAAUUUCUCGUGCAAAGAUGAUUCUCAUUACUAAAGCUGCCAUUAAAGCUAUUAAGCUUUACAAACAUGUAGUCCAAAUUGUAGAGAAGUUUAUUAAAAAGUGUAAGCCUGAAUAUAAAGUUCCUGGACUGUAUGUUAUUGACUCCAUUGUUCGCCAAUCUCGACAUCAAUUUGGAACAGACAAGGAUGUUUUUGGGCCAAGAUUCUGUAAGAAUAUAACUGCCACAUUCCAGUAUUUAUAUCUCUGUCCAUCAGAAGAUAAGAGUAAGAUAGUUCGUGUCCUCAACUUAUGGCAGAAAAAUGGUGUGUUCAAAAUAGAAAUAAUUCAGCCACUUCUGGACAUGGCAGCAGGAGCUAGCAGUGCAACCUCAGUGACAGAAGAUGCCACCAAUAAUGAAGGUUCACCACAACCUGCUACAAUUCCAUCUGAGCCACCACAGGUUGGUGCUAAUUCAGUACCUGCUGUGGCACAGGUGCCCAGUUCUGAUGCAUUUGCUGCUGUUGCUCAGUUAUUUCAAACAACACAAGGACAGCAGCUCCAACAGAUUCUCCAGACUUUUCAGCAACCUCCUAAACCUCAGUCUCCAGUAAUAGAUAAUAAUGUAAUGGCUCAGGUUCAAGCUAUCACAGCUCAGCUGCAGACCACGACAACACAACCAUCAGAACAAAAGCAUGAUUUCCAAAUACCAGAACAAAAAACAUCUUUUGAUAAGAAGCUGUUGGAUCGCUUUGACUAUGAUGAUGAACCAGAAGCAGUAGAAGAUACAAAAAAAGAAGAGGCCACACCUUCUCCUUCACUCUCUCAACCAACAUUUGGAUUUCCAGGUGAAGGCUUACAACCACCAGUUUAUCCUCAGCUUCCAAAUAUAGAUCAGUUUCAGCAGAGAAUGCUGGGAAUGCAACAGGAUGCAAUGCUUCACCAGAUCCCCCUCCCUCCAAAUGGACAGAUGCCUAGCUAUGGACUUCUGCCUACACCGCAGUUUACUCCUAUAACUCAACAGGUUAUACAGUCUUCACCUCAGGUGCAGCAGCCUUUCCAGUCUUCUUUUCCAGCACAAAGUGAAUCACAUUUACAGAAAGCACAUCAACAGGAACUGGAAGUGGAUCAGCAUCCAACUCAGGAAGGAAAAAGGCAUGAGAACAGAAAGUCAAGAUCUAGAUCAGCAUCAAGAUCACCUAAGAGAAGAAGAUCACGAUCUGGUUCUCGAACUCGAAGAUCACGCCAUCGUCGUUCUCGUUCUCGAUCCCGGGACAAGCGACGUCAUUCUCCUAGGUCAAGGUCCCAGGAAAGACGUGAGAGGGAGAGAGAGCGAGAGCGCAGAGUGAAAGGCCUUCCUCCAAUCAAACCAGAAACUGUUAGUGUUUGCAGUACAACUCUUUGGGUAGGACAACUGGACAAACGAACAACACAGCAGGAUGUUGGAGGUCUCUUAGAAGAGUUUGGUCUAAUUGAAUCUAUAAAUAUGAUACCCCCAAGAGGAUGUGCUUAUAUUGUAAUGGUACAGAGACAAGAUGCAAACCGUGCUCUGCAGAAACUGAGUCGUGGUAAUUUUAAAGUGAAUCAGAAAUCUAUAAAGAUCGCUUGGGCUUUGAAUAAAGGAAUUAAGCCAGACUAUAAGCAGUAUUGGGAUGUAGAAUUGGGUGUUACCUACGUACCAUGGGGUAAAGUUAAACCUGAAGAUUUGGAAAGCUUUUGUGAAGGAGGAAUGCUGGAUAAUGAUACACUUAGUCCUGAAUGGAAAGGAAUUCCAAAAAAAUCAGAAAACCAGUUAGCCCAGAAUGGAGGGGCUGGAAGUGCUGAUUCUGCACAUAAUGAACAAACAUCACCUGUAGCUAAAGCUUUGCCAAUCCAAAUGCCUGUACCUAUACCUUCACCAAUAACAAUACCACCCCCACAGGUGCCACCACAUCAACCAGGUCCUCCAAUGGUUGGUACUCUUCAGCCUCCUACAUUUACUCCUCCAUUAGGAAUUCCACCUCCUGGAUUUGGUCCUGGAGUUCCCCCUCCACCACCACCACCAUUUAUGCGACCAGGCUUCAAUCCAAUGCAUUUACCGCCAGGUUUUCUUCCUCCUGGACCACCACCUCCCAUUAAUCCUUCGGUUUCAGUUCCUCCAGUUUCUGUCCCUCCUUCUGGAGGAGUAACUAUCCCAAAUUCUACUGUGGCCAGUAUAAAUGAAGACACUACAAAAGACUCUUCUGUAGGAAACCCUAUUCCUACAGUAGUUUCUGGAGCUAGAGGAAAUGGUGAAAAUGCAGAAGGCUCCAAAGGAUAUCCAAAUGCUCCUCCACCUGUAACUUCUGCUAGUAUAUCAGCUCCUGUAUCCCAACCAGUCCCACUUCUUGGUACUCAAGGAGUUACAUCUAGUCCAGUGAUUGGGCUUCAGACACCUUCUACUGGCCUUUUAGGUGCCCGACCCGGUUUGAUACCACUUCAGAGACCUCCAGGAAUGCCACCACCUCAUCUGCAACGUUUCCCAAUGAUGCCACCUCGGCAUAUGCCUCCUCAUAUGAUGCACAGAGGUCCACCUCCAGGCCCAGGUGGUUUUGGAAUGCCUCCACCUCAUGGGAUGAAGGGCCCUUUCCCACCCCCAGGUCACUUUGCAAGGCCUAGUGGAAUGCCUGGGGGUGGUCCAGUUGGAUCUGAAGAUAAUAGAGAUGGAAGGCAGUUCAGGAAUGACAGGCCACCAUUUACUCCACAUAGAGACCAGGAAAGGUUUGGAAGGAGAUCUUUUGGGAAUCGGAUAGAAAAUGAACGUGAACGCUAUGGCAACCGUAAUGAUGACAGAGAGCAUGAACGCCUUGGUAAUCGUGAAAGGAGAGAAUGGGGGAGAAGAAGCCCUGAACGUGAUAGACACAGAGACUUGGAGGAAAGAAAUCGGCGUUUCAGUGGACACAGAGAGAGAGAUUCUAGAGAUAGGGAACCCCAUAGAGAAAAAGAUGAAAAUCGAGGAAAGGAGAAACCUGAGCUAACAGACAGAGUAGAUGGGGUGAAAAACUAUGAAUCUCAGAGCAGUAAAAUAGAAAAUACAGACUCUGUUUCAGAACUUAAUAAAGAGUCUGAACCUAUUGGUGUGAAACCAAAUGAAGAAGUAGCAUCUGAGUCUACCUCAUCUCUUGAAAAACCUGAAAAACCUACUGGCUCAGUUGUGGAGGCUCCUCGCUAGAGACUGGAAUUUGUCAAAAAUUGCAUUGGAGUGUAGAGCUUUAGAAUUGUACAGUAUGCUGUAUAUUUGCUUUUGCUAUAUCACAAUUCCCCCAUAGUUUAUGGGGAUAUGUAAGCAAUUUGAUUGCUUCCCUUCUAUUUAAAAUAGCUACACAAUAACAUGAAAAAAAAAAAUAAACCAUUACCCAUUUUCUGCUGUAACUUUUUUAAAGUUUUGACUUUAAAAAGUUUACAAAUCAGACUUAGAAGUGCUUUCUAUUUUUUUUAAUUUAAGUGAAGGUAAAAUGGUAAAAAGCUCCUAAAAUAGGGAUGUGUUUUUAAUAAACUCUAUUUUCAUAACAAUC
Molecule: messenger RNA, 3804 nt
Organism: Crotalus tigris (Tiger rattlesnake)
Lineage: Eukaryota; Metazoa; Chordata; Lepidosauria; Squamata; Viperidae
Product: SR-related and CTD-associated factor 4-like
Exons: 20
Coding region: 237-3461 (1074 amino acids)
Biological process (GO): negative regulation of termination of RNA polymerase II transcription, poly(A)-coupled
Cellular component (GO): nucleus
Molecular function (GO): RNA polymerase II C-terminal domain phosphoserine binding; RNA binding
Source: RefSeq, a predicted model, not a curated record